This is a messenger RNA of Sus scrofa (pig), 4585 nucleotides long. The record is from RefSeq and is a predicted model, not a curated record. NCBI's taxonomy places the organism in Eukaryota, Metazoa, Chordata, Mammalia, Artiodactyla, Suidae.
CGGAUCCUUAACCCACUGAGCAAGGCCAGGGAUUGAACUCACGUCCUCAUGGAUACUAGUCGGGUUUGUAACCGCUGAGCCAGAACAGGAACUCCCAGACUGGGUUCCCUUUGAAGGCAGGCUCCGGGCACCUUUGUAACUAAAGGUGAUACUACAAAUAAUUAGCAACCAGUCCCAUCAUCAUCUACCCAUCAGGACAUGGGAACCUGUCCUAGAGGUCCCCAUCUGGCCCCCAUUUAGUUGCAGGAUCACAGGGAGGCUGUGGCAUGGGGGUGCUCCAGCACUGAGCACAGCAUCUGUUUACUAGCAGGGUCAGAAGUAUUUCAGCAUUUUAACCACCAGUGCCCCUUCCUCCCAUCAGGUGAGCACAGAUGAGCUUCAAUAGGCCCAGGGGAGUCCUAUGCUUUCAGCACUAUUUCAGGAGCUGCCAGGCUGGUUGGCCCUUUUGUGGCCAUGCAGGUUGCUACCGCCGUCCCACCGCUUCCCAACCUCCCUCCCUCCAAACACCCACAUUUCUGCAAAUGAGAAGAGAGAGUCCUAUAGGAGAAGAGCUGGUCAAGGGCAGGGGCAGGACUUCAAGGGAGUGGGUGGGGUGAGAACUUGAAUGAUUUUCUGAGGAAGGUCAGGACAGCAUCUUGCAAGCUUUCCUGGCCAAGGUGGAGUACCCCCUAUCAUAUCUUCCCUGCCCAGGGCUGAUCUCUUUCCAGAGGCUCUGGGUGGGACUGCCAACUGGUCAGACCCAGGCAGAUGAGGACAUAUGUGGAGGCACCCUUGAUGUCAGGUACUGGGCAAAUUUUCCUCUGCUUCCCUCUCCAGCAUUCUCCCCAUUGCCACCCCUAUCUCCCCACGCCCCCAAGGAUUCCCUGGAAGCUGAAGUGACUCAGGGAUUCCCAAACUAGUCACCCCAGGAGGAAAACCCUCUGGAAAAUGUUUCUCACGGCAGGGAGUCACCCUGAGGAGACCCACAGGUGCGACUGAGAUAAGGGCUGAGACUGAGCAAGUGGGAGGGGGUGGGGGUGUGUGUGUGCGGCUUGGAGCACAGGUUCUGGGUCAGGGCUGCUCAUCACAGGGGAGACUAUGAUGACCAACCCCGGGGGAGACUGUGUGCUUCAAGGGUCCUCCCUCAGCUCUUCAGGGCUUUCCUCAGAGGAGGUCCUGGUCCACACAGAGGCAGGGGGACACCCCAAAGGCCCCUCCUGGAGGGCAUGUCUCAUGCAACCAAUGUGGAUCCUUUGCAGCGUCAGCAAAUAAAACAAGUAGCUGGGAUCACUUCCAGCUCUUUCGAGCACCCCGUCCUGGAUGGAGGCCAAGAUCAAGAGCUCUGGUCCAGGGUCAGGGUCUGAGGCUCUGAUCGGUUUGGGGGAGACCCUUAGGUUUCCAGUUCUUCUGGAAGAACACUGCCCCCUCAGAGUCUUUUCUGGUAUUGGGGGCUGCCCAGAAAUACCAGAUGCCACCCUGGGGCCAUGUGCCAGACCAAGGGCUGGGAAGGAAGAAGCUGGAUCUGUGGAACCCGGCCAGCAGGGCUGAAUGCCUGUGUGGGUGGGCAUGCCCUAGGGCCUCAGGCAGGUUCAGGUGACACCUGCCUCAGCCCACCACAGGUGAGUGGGAAAGCCCACACUGCGGGGGUAGGGGGGGCUUCCCUUCUAUUUGCAGCCAAUCAGGGGUCAGCACCAUGUGGCAUCUCCAUGCCAGGAGCUUAGAUUUGGAGCUGGUCAGAGAUGGGGUGGGAAGCCAGUUCUGCUUGUUCCUAAUUGUGUGGCCUUGAUUACGUUACUCGGUUUCUUUGGGUCCUAGUUUCUUCAUCUUCAUAUGGGGAUAAUCGUUUCCAUGUCAUGGUUUUAUUAUUAGGGUAAAAUGAGCUGAUGUGUGUGCAGGGCUUGGCACUGUUCUGGCACACGAUGCCCAGGAGCUGAGGCCAGCAGUGGUUGGAAACGAGAGGGGGCCUGGGAGCCCAGGGGCAGAGAAUGGGGCAGAGAGUGGGAGCAGGGCGCUGUAUUCCUGGCCUUAGUGCUCUUCCUAAGUGCCCCUGCUCUCCCAGCCACCACCUGUUUCCCCUAAGCCCCAUCCCGCCUCCACUUCUAGGUCCCCCAAACUCAUCAGAGCAGCUUCUCCCCCUUCCCCAGAAUGCCCUGCUGCUUUGGGGCUGCCUUGUUCUGAAGCAUUCAAAGGAUUCCUUCUCACCCUGAGUUUAAGUUAUUCCUGGUUCUCUUUGUUUAUUUCCCGAGUCCCUGGUUACCAGAGGAGUAUUUUCUAAGGGAAAGCACAUGCAAAUCAGGAAACAUCAUUCUAGAGACAAUGUCUGUGUAUGAGUGUGUUGGCUUGCGGGGUGGGGGGGUCGUGGGUGUGGGGAUGAAGGGGGUUGGCAAGCAAGGAUGAAAAGAAGACUGGAAGGAAGUAGGCAAAGAGCCUCCCAGAUGGGGUAGCCCCUUGCUGACCCAUGUCUUUGGGGCCAGGCCCAGCUGGAGCCUUGCCAGAGCACACAUAUCCCUGUCCUGGCUGACAGUGGUGGCCCCUGGAGCUGAGACUGGGUGGGCUUGCUCCAUAGCCUGAGAGUGACAGCUCCCUCAGCCACAGUCCUUAUCCCCAAGGCCCAGCAGGGAUCUUGAUCUGGGAGCUGGGUGCUCCUGUUAGGUCUCAGCUGAGGAUGUCCCCUUGCCCCUUCUCUUCUUGGCUCGGUCUUGCCAUUCAUGAGAUGGGAACAGUCAUCUACAGCUUCUUCCACCAGACCCUGUACAACAAAGCAACAGACUGAUGGGGUCCGGGCCUUCCUGGCAAGCUGUGGGCUUAGGUCUGUAUCGCUAGCCCAGAGGAAGUGUGGGAAAGUAGGGGUGGGGAUGGGAAUGGGGUGGCCCCCAAGGAGCUCGAGGAGGAAGUUAGGGAGCGGGUGAUGGACAAUGGCUCAAAGUCCUAGAUGAUCGUGGUCAAAGAAGUCAGGGUCAUCAAAGGUGAGGAAAGGUCAGAGAACAGAAAGGGUCAGAGAACAAGGGGUUAGAGGGGAAAUGCCCACUAAGAUGGGUGAUCAGGAGGAUAAAUGAGAAGAAAGAGAAGAGAAAAGACUCUGGGUGGAAGCAGCAGGGAUCAUAGAAACGAUGCCUCUUGGUGAGAGACUGGAUGAUGUUCCCUAAUUCUGGGUACCAAGGGAACCAGAGAAAUGCCCAUAAUGCCAGUUCUCAAAGGCACAGAAUAGUAGGAUGCUGUUGCAUUGACCCCACGCCCGGAAAGAUGCAAAGAACAAAGUUUACCCAAUAGGCUACCGGACUUACAAUGAUGUUAAUCACAACUUCCAGGAGUCUAGCAUUUAAAGUAGCUUUUGGAAACCCUUUCAAGUUUGUCGAUUUUUUUGGGGGGGGGGUUUGUUUUGUUUUUUAAUCUCAGGUCACACCCUCCAAAAGGUAGUGGAAAUAAAUUUGAAUAAACAAAACAGGAUUGCUGAAAAUAAAACCAGGACUCCUAAACUGCUCCAGUCAACCUGCUUCUACAGGGUCCUGCUGUCAGGCAGCACAGCAGCGAGGCUGGGCCAGCAGCAGCCAGCAUGUACCAGGCGGUUGCGUUCUUGGCAAUGGUCAUGGGAACCCACACCUUCCAUUUGUGGUCCCAGAAGGGCUGUCCCCACUGGCCCAACUGCUGCCCCAGCAAAGGACAGAACCCCAUAGAAGAGUGGCUGAAGCAGAAUGCUGUGCUCAUGCCUCCUCUGGAGAUGGCCAGCCCCACUCCCCACCCAGAAUCCUGCAAGGCGAGUGAAGACGGACCCCUCAACAGCAGAUCCAUUGCCCCUUGGAGAUACGAGUUGGACAGAGACUUGAACCGGCUGCCCCAGGACUUGUACCACGCUCGUUGCCUGUGUCCACACUGUGUCAGCCUCCGGACGGGUUCCCACAUGGAUCCCCUGGGUAACUCAGAGCUGCUGUACCACAACCAGACCGUCUUCUACCGGCGGCCGUGCCCUGGACAGCAGGGCGCCCAUGAUAGCUACUGUCUGGAGCCCAGGCUCUACCAAGUCUCCCUGGCUUGCGUGUGUGUGCGGCCCCGUGUGAUGGCCUAAUGGAGCCACCCAUGGCUGGGCUCUGGUCGAACACUGGAGCUGGGUGUACAACCACCUGCCACUGUGAGCUAGGAUGCCGGAGCAUUCAACCCCUCCAAAGCACCACCAAAGUCUCAGGAUCUUGGGAAAGGAUUUUGGGGGGGACCGCACUUUGCACUUUUUGAAGUGGAUGGAAAAUGCAAAGUGAGUCCAGGGGAACAGUGGCUGCUUAUGGCCCCUGGAGGCUGGUGUCCUGGCAUUUCCUCCUGGGAAAGGUCUUCAAAGCUCUGCCUGUUUCCAUCUCUUCUUUCCUCCCAUCCCCAGCUGCCCUGGUACAGCACAGGCACUUUCUGAUAUUUUCCCCUUCGCCAUGGAGAACCCUUCAUUUCGUUCAUUCGUUUGCUCAUUCAUUCAUUCAUGAAACACUCGGUAAGCACCUACUUUGGAUGCUCUAUUUUAUACAUCCUGGUGUAGUUACUUUUGACAUGGGUGCCUCUGAGGAAGAGACUGUUCCUGAGCAUGAGGAGAAUUAUCCAAAUAAAUCAUCUGUAUUUAAAAGUGGCC